Molecule: messenger RNA, 4965 nt
Organism: Colletotrichum aenigma
Lineage: Eukaryota; Fungi; Ascomycota; Sordariomycetes; Glomerellales; Glomerellaceae
Product: Serine/threonine-protein phosphatase 6 regulatory ankyrin repeat subunit B
Exons: 4
Coding region: 1-4965 (1654 amino acids)
Biological process (GO): nucleoside metabolic process
Molecular function (GO): catalytic activity; protein binding
Source: RefSeq, a predicted model, not a curated record
AUGGCAUCUUUGAAGCGACUUCUGAACCCCCAGAUGUACACCAUUGGGUGGAUCACCGCUCUUGACAAGGAGCUCACCGCAGCGCAGGCUGUGCUUGACGAACAGCACCAAAAGCCGGAAAACUUCAGAAAACACCCAAAAGAUACAAAUAACUAUAUCUGGGGCCGGAUCGGGGACCACAACAUCGUCAUCGCCUCGCUAGCUGCUGGAAAGUACGGCACCGUGUCCGCGGCCACGACCGCAUGGAGCAUGAUCAGCUCUCUUCCACACCUUCGGUUCGGCCUCAUGGUCGGUAUUGGCGCCGGCAUUCCCAGGCUAGCCGACAACAUCGAUAUCCGCCUCGGCGACGUUGUCGUCAGCCAGCCGACUGGGGCAAGCCCGGGAGUCGUGCAGUACGAUGUAGGGAAGUUAGAAAGCGACGGCCAUUUCAAACGUGUCGGUUCUCUUGCUCCUCCGCCUGAGGUCCUUCUCAAAGGAUUAGCAACACUGAAGGCCAAACGAAGACUCGGAGGACCUCGAGUACGCGGCAUCCUAGACGAUAUGCUCCAACGCCAUCCGCGGUUAGCAGAAGCAGAUCCAGAUGACGCUGCGUUUGUUCACCAAGGGGCGCAAAACGACCGGCUAUUCGAAGCAUCCUCAGUGCAUGUUCAAAACCCGGACCUGCAAAGCGCAGUAUCUUCAGCGGGAGCAGUUCCGCGUGAUGUCAAUAAGCUUUAUUUUCAGUUGGCGCUGGCCUGGGUUUGGUCAUUCUUCUGGCUGAUCUUCGCCGCUAUGAAAACGCCGGCCACUUCCAACAUUACGAGGACAAUCCCACCAUCAGAUGCAACCCUUCAAGAGCUUGGCCAGCCGAGAGCCUGUGAGCAUUGCGAUGCUGGGAAGGAAAUAGGCCGACCACAACGACGAUCCACCGAUCCCGUAGUUCACUAUGGCCUCAUUGCUUCCGGCAACUCGGUCAUAAAGGACGGUGUUUCUCGGGACGACAUAGUACGACGACUUGGAGACAAGUGCAUUUGCUUUGAGAUGGAGGCAGCUGGUCUGAUGGAUAAUUUCCCCUGCCUUGUGAUCAGAGGAAUCUGCGAUUAUGCAGACACCCACAAGAACGAUCGCUGGCAGAACUAUUCCGCAGCAACAGCCGCCGCUUUCGCAAAGGAACUACUGGAAGUGAUCGACGGCGAUGAUGUAGAAGGAUCCUCAAGAGCCGAUGAAAUCAUGCAGUUAUGUGAGGAUGUUUCCCAAAUCCGAUCAACCACAAAAGACAUGCAACAGGAUCUACAUUUCCAGGAAGUCAUGAAGUGGCUCUCCCCGCCGGAUCCAUCAACAAAUGAUAACAAGGCCUUGCAACAACGCCAUGAAGGCACAGGUCAGUGGUUCCUCGACAGCCAAGAAUACUCAAAAUGGAAAACAACGCAAAAGUCCUCUCUGUGGCUUUACGGUAUCCCCGGCUGUGGGAAGACAAUUCUGAGUUCCAUCGUCGUCAAGGACCUCCGUAGCACUGAGCCUUAUACUAGAAGCCUUCUCUACUUCUAUUUCGACUUCACCGACACUAGCAAGCAGUCGCUUGAAAAGGCGAUUCGGUCACUGAUCGCUCAGCUGUACCGCAACAGCCAGAAUGUUCAAGGGCCCCUGAACGCACUGUACUCCUCUUGUAAAAGUCCUUCACGACAGCCGAAUAUCGACAUGCUAAGCACAACCUUUGAGGCCAUGGUUCAACAGAUCGGCGAAAGCGAAGCAGAUGUCAACGCUCAGGGUGGCUACUAUGGCAACGCUCUCCAAGCUGCUUCAGCAGGAGGUCACCAAGAGAUCGUCCAGAUGCUCCUCAACAACGGAGCAGACGUCAACGCUCAGGGUGGCGAAUACGGCAACGCUCUCCAAGCCGCUUCAUUUAGAGGUCACCAAGAGAUCGUCCAGAUGCUCCUUAACAACGGAGCAAAUAUCAACGCUCAGGGUGGCAAAUACGGCAACGCUCUCCAAGCCGCUUCAGAGGGAGGCCACAAAGAGCUCGUCCAGAUGCUCCUCAACAACGGAGCAAAUAUCAACGCUCAGGGUGGCAGGUACGGCAACGCUCUCCAAGCCGCUUCAUUUAGAGGCCACAAAGAGCUCGUCCAGAUGCUCCUCAACAACGGAGCAAAUAUCAACGCUCAGGGUGGCUUCUAUGGUAACGCUCUCCAAGCCGCUUCAUUUAGAGGCCACCAAGAGCUUGUCCAGAUACUCCUCAACAACGGAGCAGACGUCAACGCUCAGGGUGGCUUCUAUGGUAACGCUCUCCAAGCCGCUUCAGAGGGAGGCCACCAAGAGAUCGUCCAGAUGCUCCUCAACAACGGAGCAAAUAUCAACGCUCAGGGUGACUUCUAUGGUAACGCUCUCCAAGCCGCUUCAGAGGGAGGCCACAAAGAGCUCGUCCAGAUGCUCCUCAACAACGGAGCAAAUAUCAACGCUCAGGGUGGCGAAUACGGCAACGCUCUCCAAGCCGCUUCAUUUAGAGGCCACAAAGAGCUUGUCCAGAUGCUCCUCAACAACGGAGCAGACGUCAACGCUCAGGGUGGCGAAUACGGCAACGCUCUCCAAGCCGCUUCAUUUAGAGGCCACAAAGAGCUCGUCCAGAUGCUCCUCAACAACGGAGCAAAUAUCAACGCUCAGGGUGGCAAAUACGGCAACGCUCUCCAAGCCGCUUCAGAGGGAGGCCACAAAGAGCUCGUCCAGAUGCUCCUCAACAACGGAGCAAAUAUCAACGCUCAGGGUGGCGAAUACGGCAACGCUCUCCAAGCCGCUUCAUUUAGAGGCCACCAAGAGCUUGUCCAGAUGCUCCUCAACAACGGAGCAAAUAUCAACGCUCAGGGUGGCUUCUAUGGUAACGCUCUCCAAGCCGCUUCAGAGGGAGGCCACAAAGAGCUCGUCCAGAUGCUCCUCAACAACGGAGCAAAUAUCAACGCUCAGGGUGGCAGGUACGGUAACGCUCUCCAAGCCGCUUCAGAGGGAGGCCACCAAGAGAUCGUCCAGAUGCUCCUCAACAACGGAGCAGACGUCAACGCUCAGGGUGGCAGGUACGGCAACGCUCUCCAAGCCGCUUCAGAGGGAGGCCACCAAGAGAUCGUCCAGAUGCUCCUCAACAACGGAGCAAAUAUCAACGCUCAGGGUGGCUUCUAUGGUAACGCUCUCCAAGCCGCUUCAGAGGGAGGCCACCAAGAGAUCGUCCAGAUGCUCCUCAACAACGGAGCAAAUAUCAACGCUCAGGGUGGCAGGUACGGUAACGCUCUCCAAGCCGCUUCAGAGGGAGGCCACCAAGAGAUCGUCCAGAUGCUCCUCAACAACGGAGCAGACGUCAACGCUCAGGGUGGCAGGUACGGCAACGCUCUCCAAGCCGCUUCAGCAGGAGGUCACCAAGAGAUCGUCCAGAUGCUCCUCAACAACGGAGCAGACGUCAACGCUCAGGGUGGCGAAUACGGCAACGCUCUCCAAGCCGCUUCAUUUAGAGGCCACAAAGAGCUUGUCCAGAUGCUCCUCAACAACGGAGCAGACGUCAACGCUCAGGGUGGCGAAUACGGCAACGCUCUCCAAGCCGCUUCAUUUAGAGGCCACAAAGAGCUCGUCCAGAUGCUCCUCAACAACGGAGCAAAUAUCAACGCUCAGGGUGGCGAAUACGGCAACGCUCUCCAAGCCGCUUCAUUUAGAGGCCACCAAGAGAUCGUCCAGAUGCUCCUCAACAACGGAGCAAAUAUCAACGCUCAGGGUAGCCACUAUAUCAACGCUCUCCAAGCCGCUUCACAGGGAGGCCACCAAGAGAUCGUCCAGAUGCUCCUCAACAACGGAGCAGACGUCAACGCUCAGGGUGGCUUCUAUGGUAACGCUCUCCAAGCCGCUUCAGAGGGAGGCCACCAAGAGAUCGUCCAGAUGCUCCUCAACAACGGAGCAGACGUCAACGCUCAGGGUGGCUUCUAUGGUAACGCUCUCCAAGCCGCUUCAGAGGGAGGCCACAAAGAGCUCGUCCAGAUGCUCCUCAACAACGGAGCAAAUAUCAACGCUCAGGGUGGCGAAUACGGCAACGCUCUCCAAGCCGCUUCAGAGGGAGGCCACAAAGAGCUCGUCCAGAUGCUCCUCAACAACGGAGCAAAUAUCAACGCUCAGGGUGGCGAAUACGGCAACGCUCUCCAAGCCGCUUCAUUUGGAGGCCACCAAGAGCUUGUCCAGAUGCUCCUCAACAACGGAGCAGACGUCAACGCUCAGGGUGGCAAAUACGGCAACGCUCUCCAAGCCGCUUCAUUUAGAGGCCACAAAGAGCUCGUCCAGAUGCUCCUCAACAACGGAGCAGACGUCAACGCUCAGGGUGGCAAAUACGGCAACGCUCUCCAAGCCGCUUCAGAGGGAGGCCACAAAGAGCUCGUCCAGAUGCUCCUUAACAACGGAGCAAAUAUCAACGCUCAGGGUGGCAAAUACGGCAACGCUCUCCAAGCCGCUUCAUUUAGAGGCCACAAAGAGAUCGUCCAGAUGCUCCUCAACAACGGAGCAAAUAUCAACGCUCAGGGUGGCUUCUAUGGUAACGCUCUCCAAGCCGCUUCAGAGGGAGGCCACCAAGAGAUCGUCCAGAUGCUCCUCAACAACGGAGCAAAUAUCAACGCUCAGGGUGGCAGGUACGGCAACGCUCUCCAAGCCGCUUCAUUUGGAGGCCACCAAGAGCUCGUCCAGGUGCUCCUCAACAACGGAGCAGACGUCAACGCUCAGGGUGGCUUCUAUGGCAACGCUCUCCAAGCCGCUUCAUUUAGAGGCCACCAAGAGAUCGUCCAGAUUCUCCUCAACAACGGAGCAGAAGUCGACUCAAAAGAUACCUCCGGACGAACAGCCCUAUCGUGGGCAGCUGAGUAUGGUCAUGAGGCCGUGGUCAAGAUGCUCCUCGACACAGGCAAGGUCGAUAUCGAUUCGAAAGAUACCUCCGGCCGAACACCCCUAUCGUGGGCAGCUUCAUUUGGGUAG